Prunus armeniaca (apricot) is the source of this 1095-nucleotide messenger RNA. The record is from the annotation of a GenBank genome assembly. NCBI's taxonomy places the organism in Eukaryota, Viridiplantae, Streptophyta, Magnoliopsida, Rosales, Rosaceae.
AUGAUGAAUUGUGCCACCUAUGGAAGAAUGACCCAAAGUCGCCUGAAGCUAUGUGGGAACCUUGCGAAAACAUGGAGAAGGCAUAUUGGUGUAAAUAUUCGAAACCUUCAAGUUACAACACACCACGGCCGUUCGUUGACGGAUGAGGAAAUAGCUGUUGUAACGUUUCACAAUCUUACAGAGGUUGAAACAAGCGUGAUAGAGCAUUACCUAGCAAGAGAAGUAGCUGCUGUAGCUCUCAGGAACAUCUCUGCAAAGUCUAAUCCUCAUUGCUUUUGCUCAACUAAAAAGAUCAAUGAUGUGUUUAUAAGAAGAGCUUUGGUAGACACAGGCUCCUUUAUCAACAUAUUGCCUAUGUCUGUGCUUACGGCAGCUGGUAUUCCAUUAACCAAAAUCGUGCAAUCUCAAACAAGCAUCAACGGUUUCGGGAAUAAGAGUAAGGUCACGAUCAGUCACAUGCAAGCCAUGGCUAAACAAACACAAACUUGUGGUCUCUACUUACCAUCAAUGCGUGAAGGGAUUGGGCUGAGGCCACUUCGCAUACCAGGAAAUCAAGCACCGUUCAACAAAAACGAAGUCCAUUACUCCGAGGCAGAAUUUUACAUCGAGUGCACAGGUGCCGGAAGUAACCCAUCUAAGGAUUUCGGGACCUACCUACCUUCAUGGACUGAAAUUUGUGAUCUGAGCAACGAGGAACUCAUAACCAUUGUCGAUCAAGAAAGAAAGAAACACUCGGAAGUCAACAACCAUGCUUAUGAUCAUCCCCAAUGCUCAAAAGUGACGCUGCCAAACAUACGCAUAGUCCCUGAGUAUGGAGGAGAAGGGAUGCAAGCAAACAACCAUAAGGGUCCAGAUAACAAGGCAUCCAUGCCUUGUGCUUUCCAGGAGCCAAUGACGGCACCCAGGCAUAUGCAAGAUGGUUCAAUGGCGGUGGCUGAGCAGCUAGAAACAAUUAAGUUGAGUGAUGAUCCCUCUGCCCAAAAGCCCAUCUCCAUCAGCAUUCACUUAACGAGUGAAGAGAAGGGAGCUUUGGCGUCUCUAUUAAGGGAAUUCCGAGAUGUAUUCGCAUGGAACUACGAGGAAUGCCAGGCUUAA